UAACAAUUUGGGUAAAAAUUAAUCAUCAUUAAUUUUUUACGUGACAGUAAAAAACAUUGUGUUACUUUUUGAUGGGUAAAAAGUCUGAGAGUGAUCGAUGCAGCAAAGUAUGAAAGCUCUUAUACUGGGAACAUGUAUUCAAAGCAUCGUCCAUAAUUUAAGGCAGUAAUAGAGUGCUACUAUAUAUAUAUAUAAGUAUAUAGAUCGAAUGGGAAACCCCACAUAGUUUUCUUGUCCAGGGUUCUUCCUGAUAUUAGGUGCUUUCUUCUCCUUGGGAUUUUCGCAACUAAACACUCUUUUUCUUGUUCCUGUUCUUCCAGGUAUCCCUCAAAUGAUUAGUCUCUCCAAUACAGUGUCCAAACUUUUUAUGCUAUAUAACUAGCUGAUCUCCACAUGCAGCCACUACUAAGUAAGUGAUCACCCACUUGAAUUAAUCCCUCCGCUCUGUCUCUCUGAUCUCGGGACUAAUCUUUACUCUCUCUCUGUCUGUCAUGGCUGAGAUUGAUUAUCCUACAAAACCAAAUACAAUCACCACUACCACACCUCUAAAGCUCUUUGGCUUCAACAUCCAGAACGUUUCAGAAGAAAACGACUCAGAUUCAAGCAAAUCCCCAUCUGGGUCUCAGGAAUCCGAAACUUUCCAGUCCGUUGAAGGCCGAAAAUACGAGUGCCAAUACUGUUGCCGCGAGUUCGCCAACUCACAAGCAUUGGGUGGGCAUCAAAACGCCCAUAAGAAAGAACGGCAGCUGCUAAAGCGCGCACAAAUGCAAGCCAGCCGAAACCAGCUGGCAGCUGCUUCACACAUGCGGCGAAACCCAAUAAUAUCAGCGUUCACGCAACCAACACACCUCCUUGCUCCGGGGGCUGCGCCGCCUCAGAGCCCUUCAUGGUUUGUCAUGUCCCAUGCAGGUGCAGCCACUCCUUUUGCCCUGCCAAACGGCGGCGUGUAUCAUCAUUCUGGGGCGGCCUCGAUGCAGCCGGGAAGGGGUGUUUAUGCCGGGGGAUCAUUUGGGGAGUCAAUGAUAGCAGUUUUGUCUCGUGGGGAUGGACACCAUGCCAGAGUUGUGCCGGCGCUGAGUGGGUUUGCCAGAGACGCGAUCGGUGCAGGAGGGUCUCACUUCGACAAAGGCUUGGGUCUAGAUUUGCAACUCGGGCUUGGGCCUAACUGAGCCAAGCCCAUCUGGGUGUUCUUGAGGGAAAUAUGUGGAAUUGGGAGCUUUGGUGAAUGUAAAUUUCCAAUUUUCUAACUUUAAUGAGUGAAGCAAUUUCAUGUACAUUCUGCGUAAAAACAGUUCAAUAUUCUUGUUA
Alnus glutinosa is the source of this 1308-nucleotide messenger RNA. Its product is annotated as zinc finger protein 6. NCBI's taxonomy places the organism in Eukaryota, Viridiplantae, Streptophyta, Magnoliopsida, Fagales, Betulaceae. The record is from RefSeq and is a predicted model, not a curated record. Gene Ontology annotation, biological process: trichome morphogenesis; trichome differentiation; cytokinin-activated signaling pathway. Gene Ontology annotation, molecular function: DNA-binding transcription factor activity; transcription cis-regulatory region binding. The coding region runs from base 492 to 1169 and encodes 225 amino acids. Gene Ontology annotation, cellular component: nucleus. The transcript has a single exon.